UGUUGAUGCUCUCGCUUCAUGCCUCGAACCCAGGAAGACCAAAUUCGGUUCCAGCUGGAGGCCUUUAUGUUCCAGGGAGGAUACAGUCCUUCUAUCUACAUAACGUGUAUUGUGAAGGCCACUCUUGCUUCUGCACCCAGUGAUGCUCUCCGCAUAUCCUGUUCCUUUUCCAACGGGUGGUUUGCUGCUGAUGUGAACCACCAGGCUUGUGGUUGCUGUGACUCAACAUGUGGUCCUGAUGGAGGAAAUGCUGCUCCUUUUGGGGGCGUUCAGUGGGAAGGCAAUGCCUCACUCGGUCCUGUAAUGGUUCAAGAGCGACAAGUUUUCAGUAAAUUGGGGGGGACCUAUUGCUGGUUUUCAAUAAACGGAAAAACCUAUUCUUUGUCUAGUUUAACCAAUUUGGAUUUGAAUGUGCUGCAGGUGUGGGGAAACUGGUAGUCCUACUCUACCUAUUUGUAGAAGGAAAAGCUCCCUUUUCUCAGUAGGGAAAUAUUAACUUAAGCUUUAAAGAUAGACCUACUGUGAACUUGGUUUAAGCUCAGUU
Sinocyclocheilus grahami is the source of this 544-nucleotide messenger RNA. RefSeq names its product POM121 and ZP3 fusion protein-like. The record is from RefSeq and is a predicted model, not a curated record. Bases 19 to 438 code for a protein of 139 amino acids. The transcript is spliced from 4 exons. Lineage: Eukaryota; Metazoa; Chordata; Actinopteri; Cypriniformes; Cyprinidae. Gene Ontology annotation, molecular function: acrosin binding. Gene Ontology annotation, biological process: binding of sperm to zona pellucida; positive regulation of acrosome reaction; egg coat formation. Gene Ontology annotation, cellular component: extracellular matrix.